GAGCGGCCGGGGCGCGGCGCGGCGCGGGGACGCGCACAGGCCUGGCGGCGGCGGGACCAGGAGCUGCUCCCAGAGAAUUGGGAGGUGGAGCUGGAGCUGACCAACCCGAGGAGCUGGCUGACCCAAACCCCAGCUUAACCUGAGCACUGACUAGCGCUGGCUAGUUAGUGUUGGGGAAGCGGCAGCUACAGCUUCUGUUCGCCACUGCCUCGCACCUUCUGCUGGGGUCAGCAUGGAGCCCGGUGGUGCCUCCGUCCCUGCUGCCUUGCCGUACUACGUGGCCUUCUCCCAGCUGCUGGGCCUCACCGUGGUGGCUGUGACUGGUGCAUGGCUGGGUCUGUACCGAGGUGGCAUUGCCUGGGACAGCUCGCUGCAGUUUAAUGUGCACCCACUCUGCAUGGUCAUAGGCAUGAUCUUCUUGCAAGGAGAUGCUCUCCUGGUGUACCGUGUCUUCAGAAAAGAAGCCAAACGCACGACCAAGAUCCUGCACGGGCUGCUUCAUGUCGUUGCUUUCAUCAUCGCCCUGGUGGGCUUGGUGGCCGUGUUCGACUAUCACAGGAAGAAUCACUAUCCAGACCUGUACAGCUUGCACAGCUGGUGUGGGAUCUUAGUCUUUGUUCUUUAUUUUGUACAGUGGCUAGUGGGUUUCAGCUUCUUCCUGUUCCCCGGAGCUUCGUUCUCUCUGCGGAGCCGGUACCGCCCACAGCACAUAUUUUAUGGUGCCACCAUCUUCCUUCUUUCUGUGGGCACAGCCCUCCUGGGCCUGAAGGAGGUGCUGCUGUUCAAACUGGGGUCCAAGUACAGCAAGUUCGAACCCGAGGGGGUCCUGGCCAACGUCCUGGGCCUGCUGCUGGUCUGUUUUGGGGUGGUUGUGCUCUACAUCUUGGCUCAAGCUGACUGGAAGCGGCCUUCCCAGGCUGAAGAGCAAGCCCUCUCCAUGGACUUCAAGACGCUGACAGAGGGAGACAGCCCCAGUCCCCAGUGACGGCCUUGGGUGAUCCUCCUGGUUCUGUGGGUUCUCGGAUAUCUUUCUGCUCCUCCCUGCAGAGCCUGAAACUUUAGGUUCAGGAGUGCCUGCCAGGCAGCGGUGUUAGUUUAGUGGGAUUCCAGGUUUUGGCUUUGUCCUUUGCUUUUCCUUCCUGCUUGCAGCUUCUGACGCAUCCUGUGAGCCACAUGUGGGCCCUGCCUGUACCCCCUGCUGCCCAUUCACGUGCAGAAAGCUUGGCCAGGAGGACUGAGGUCAAGCCUGGUCCUGAUCCUUAGGGGAGCUAACUCCACCCUCCAGGCAGCUGAUGCCUGGGGGGCCCCAGGGACUGGUGUGGAAAAGCCAAGCCUGCUGCUUGUGCAUUCAACCCAGGCGUCCCAGCAGCUCGGGAAGCACGCGUCUUGGCAGUAGAGCAAGUGAUACGAUGUGUAAAGUAUGCUGGCCUUCAGACUAAGGUUCCCCCAAAGGGUUGAUUCUGGCCCCUAAAGGAGCCAUUUGGCUUGGCCAAAGGUCUACACUGCCGCGGACCUUUCUGGUCUUUAACCCUUGAGCCUUAAAUAGGCUUUUCAGCGAAGGGACUAAGUGCUCAGAAUGCAAGUAUGUACCUGCCCUGGUGGAUGAGGGCAGGCUGCUGGCGGUGAGGGGCCUCCUGGCCGCCUGCUGCCCACCCGGGCAGUUCCUCCCUCCAACAGGGGCUGAGCCCUGGUUUCCUUCUGCAGGCCAGCCUGGGCAAGCCCUGGGAGAGCAGGUCGCAUACCUAGUGUCUUGCUCUCCAGGGGGGUUCUGGGUUGCCCCGACUUGGCUGAAGCAGCCCUGGAGGAUUAUUGUCCUCCCACACCUGGGUCCAUCUUCCCUGGACAAUAGGACUGAAGUGGAUAAAGGGAUGGGCCUGGUCUCCUGUGGUGUCUGCACACAGCUUCAACCCCUGCUGCCUGUUGUGUUGUUAGCUGAGUCACUGCUUGGCUUGAGUCUAGAUAUAAUGUGAUUAGAGCAUUGGUCUCAUGCUUCUUGGGCUUGGCAAAUGCUCUCUCCUCUCCAGGUCCUUGAAGAGCCUCACUGUUUGUGACAGACAUGGUUAACUUAACAAGGAGAUUAUCUGUUUCUGAAUCUGAUAAUUCCUUUAGGUCAAGAGGCCGGCCUUCUGUCAGAUUUCUUGUGUAACUGUGCUGCGGGUCUCUUUCUCCAGCAGUGGUGGAGCCCCCUCUCCCUGGGGCCCCAUCACCCUGGUUCCUCCAGCUCUCCAUUUUCAGGGAUGGUGGGUUUGCCUCCAGUUUCAAUUGCGUAUGCUGCAAGGAUAGGGAUCUUACUGAUUCUUUCAUCAGCUGGCACACUGAUAUAGUCAAAUGUUUACAUGUGGGAGACUUGUCUUUAGAUAAACCCUGAGUACCAUUGUUAAUCUCCCGUGCCAGACUAUACAGAAAACCAGAACGCAUCAAGAGCCUGUAAACUAGUCUUUCUGCCAAAGUGUAUGAUACAUGACUUAGGACCAAAGAAGGCCCCCAAGCAGAUGUGUGUGGUUUCUUGUGUUUGCCUGUGGCUGUCUCCUGUGACGUACCGUGUGUUGUUGGUGCAGCGGAUGAAUCAAUAAAUGUCUACAGCCGACCA
Arvicola amphibius (Eurasian water vole) is the source of this 2590-nucleotide messenger RNA. RefSeq names its product transmembrane ascorbate-dependent reductase CYB561. The record is from RefSeq and is a predicted model, not a curated record. Lineage: Eukaryota; Metazoa; Chordata; Mammalia; Rodentia; Cricetidae. Gene Ontology annotation, cellular component: lysosomal membrane. The coding region runs from base 233 to 985 and encodes 250 amino acids. Gene Ontology annotation, molecular function: oxidoreductase activity. The transcript has 7 exons.